CGUAACACCAGACCCCCUUGGUCCGAGUUUCAUAAAUCAAAGCCGGGUUCUCGGGCCUUGGUAGUUAUCUCUUUGGGCCCAAAUCAAGAAAAAAAAUGUUUUUUUAUGAAAAGCAUCGACGUUAAUGGCCCAGCGACACCCUCUGCGUGUGUAUGUGUCUCUGUAAAUUCAAUCGAUGCUGUCUCACUCUGUGCAACUCCACCGUGUUCCCAUGUCUAGUCUUUAUUGUUCUUCUUCUUUUGCAAAUUGCGGGAGUAACAAUCCACGUUUGGCCCCACUGACCCGAAUUUCAUGUGGUUCGAGCUCGACCCGUUCGAAGGCAAAGAGAACGCGCGACAAAUCGGAAGCUCAAGAGCUGGUUCUUUUACUCACGCGCAAGAUAAGUGACAAAGAGCCUUUGUUGAAGACACUGAACAAGUAUGUGAAGCUGGUCAGAACCGAGCAUUGCUUUUUGCUCUUUGAAGAGCUUGGCAAAUAUGAUAAAUGGUUACAAUGCAUUGAGGUUUUCAGAUGGAUGCAGAAACAACGAUGGUAUAUUGCUGAUAAUGGAAUUUACUCAAAACUCAUAUCGGUUAUGGGGAAGAAAGGCCAAACCAGAAUGGCUAUGUGGCUUUUCUCGGAGAUGCGAAAUGCUGGCUGUCGCCCGGAUACUUCUGUGUAUAAUGCACUCAUUACAGCUCACCUUCAUUCAAGGGAUAAAGCAAAGGUUUUGGCCAAAGCUCUUGGCUACUUUGAGAAGAUGAAAGGAAUGGAGCGGUGUAAGCCCAACAUUGUUACAUACAAUAUUCUUUUGAGAGCUUUUGCGCAAGCUCGGAAAGUGGAUCAGGUGAAUUCUUUGUUUAAGGAUCUUGUCGAGAGCAUUGUUUCGCCGGACAUUUACACGUUUAAUGGUGUGAUGGAUGCGUACGGAAAAAAUGGGAUGAUCCGCGAAAUGGAAUCAGUGCUUGCUCGAAUGAAAAGCAAUCAGUGUAAGCCUGACUUGAUUACCUUUAAUUUGCUGAUUGAUUCAUAUGGGAAGAAGCAGGAAUUCGAUAAGAUGGAGCAAGUGUUUAAGAGCUUAUUACGCUCCAAGGAGAAACCAACACUUCCUACAUUUAAUUCAAUGAUUUUGAACUAUGGGAAGGCACGGCUUAAGGAUAAAGCAGAAAAUGUUUUCAAAAAGAUGACUGACAUGGGUUACAGACCGAGCUUUAUCACACAUGAGAGUCUCAUCUAUAUGUAUGGCUUCUGUGAUUGUGUUUCCAGGGCAAUAGAAUUGUUUGAUGGGCUGGUUGAGUCAAAAGUUCAGAUAAAAGUUUCAACCCUAAAUGCUAUGCUUGAUGUUUACUGCUUAAAUGGUUUACCACAGGAAGCAAAUUCACUAUUUGAGAGGGCAAGGAGUAUACAAAUAUUUCCUGAUUCAUCAACAUAUAAACUUCUUUAUAAGGCUUACACUAAAGCCAACUCAAAGGAGCUUCUAGAUAAGUUGCUGAAGCAUAUGGAUAAAGAUGGUAUUAUCCCUAAUAAGAGGUUCUUCUUGGAUGCUCUGGGUGCUUUUGGAUCUUUACCAGCAAAUUCAGGAUCUGCUGAUGCGGCAACAGAUUCAAACAACCCCCGAGAUUUUGCAAAAGCUCAGCUAGAAACAUAGUUGGCAAUUCACAUCAAGAAUUUAACUCAUCUGUGACUUGCAUACAAGCAGCACAGUUCACUUGUGAGGUGGUAUGUUAAAUCACUUUGCCACCACUUCUCCAUCAUUCCAUUUUUCAUCAUAUUGAUUCUUCUGAGGAACAAAUUUUCACUUGGUCUUCAUAUGACAUCAUUUUUUUUAACUUUUCUCAAAUAAAUAGUAUAAUAAUGCCGUUUCCUUGAAAUUAAAUUAUUCAUCUUAUAAGAUGCAACUCCUCUGUUCAUGUAUUAACCUUCGGGCCCGCAGACUUGCUGUUGGCUUUUGCAUGAUAAGCCCUGAAGAAUCAUGCUUAGUUACCCUAAACCCUAAACCUAUUAAUUUAAGCAAGUACAUUUAAUAAAUUAGGAAGUCACAACAAUGAAUCUUGAGGAAAAUUAAGGCAUUUCAGAAUACUUGGUAAAAUUAACUUCUGGUGCUGAAAUUUAAUAUUCUUAGUACAAAAAAAGAAAAGAAUAAGUAAUGAUAUGUGCUUAUUUGCCAUGGUGGUAAACAAUGUUUCAUUUCUAGUCUAUUGCCCUGUUAUGUUUGGUAAACUAUAAUAUGUAUAAAAUUGUCUAUUGUGUAUCAAACGAAUAUUGUUUUAAGAAAUAGAGCCUAAGUGAGGAAAUUUUGGGCCUUGCAUGUCCUUCCUUUAGUCACUUGCGACAAUUACCUUCAUUCCCGUUUGUGGUGAAUUUGAUUGGCUUGCUGCUAUAUCUCCCACGCUCACAAUUCUCUA
This is a messenger RNA of Gastrolobium bilobum, 2384 nucleotides long. RefSeq names its product pentatricopeptide repeat-containing protein At4g39620, chloroplastic. Gene Ontology annotation, molecular function: protein binding; mRNA binding. Bases 176 to 1627 code for a protein of 483 amino acids. The record is from RefSeq and is a predicted model, not a curated record. The transcript has 2 exons. Lineage: Eukaryota; Viridiplantae; Streptophyta; Magnoliopsida; Fabales; Fabaceae.